ACUAAAGGAGCUGCACCCCCAGUGAGGAAGAGCUGCACAGUCAGACCAACAUCUUACAUGGGGCCUCUGUGUUGAUGUGCUGCUCCUGUUCAUUCCCCUACAAUGAUUGGACUAACUCACAUUGGUACCUAACCAGAUCCGGGUGGACCUGUGGAGAAUGCAACGGAGCAAAGGGCUGUUUAAAUUCACAUCAAAACAACAAGCAAACAGCCAAAUAAACAGGGCAGCUGUUACUGGAUAAAGAAGGUUGUCACGAACAGUCAUGGGCUGUGGCGUCUCAAAGUCCAACCAGUUCCACAAACACUCCAGGAAAGCUGUCACCACUAUAAGGGCCGCUGUCCUAAUUCAGCGAUGGUACCGGCAAUAUGUUGCUCGCACAGAGAUGAGGCGGAGAUACACUUGGCACAUCUUCCAGUCCAUCGAAUACUCUGGAGAACAGGCCCAGAUCAAGCUUUAUAACUUCCUCGGCUACCUCAUGGACAAUUUCACACCAUCUAGCACAGAACGAAAUUUGAUCUCGCAUAUCUUUAGAGAAAAUGAUGUUUGUUGGGAUGCAGAAUGGGAGAGGUACUUCUGCUUCAAGAACAUCGAAGUGCCGGAGGUUUACUCAGGGCCUCAUCUCACCUUCCCCCUGACGGUGGAGCAGACAGUCGGCCUGCUGGAGGCCUUCAGGAACAAAAAACAGCUGCACUCUCGCUAUGUUCUCGAGAUGCUCCUGGAGACGUGGAAGCUGCUCCGCAUGUUGCCAAACAUCAACCGCAUCUCCACCUGCCAAAGCAAAGAAGUCACUAUCUGUGGUGAUUUGCAUGGACAGCUGGAGGAUCUGCUGCUGAUUUUUUACAAGAAUGGCAUGCCAUCCCUAGAAAAGCCCUAUGUGUUUAAUGGAGACUUUGUUGACCGAGGAAAAGACUCCAUCGAGAUCCUCCUCAUCCUGUUUUCGUUCAUGCUUGUUUAUCCAUGUGACGUCUACUUAAAUAGAGGAAACCAUGAGGACCAUAUCAUCAACCUCAGGUAUGGGUUCACCAAGGAGGUGUUGACUAAAUACAAGAUUCACGGCAAGCGGAUCCUAAAGCUGCUGCAGAAGAUUUUCAGCUGGUUGCCGUUAGCAACUGUCAUCGAUCAGAAGGUGCUGGUCCUCCACGGAGGUAUCUCCGACUCUACAGAUCUCUAUGCCCUGGCCAAAGUGAGCCGUCAUAAAUAUGUUUCAGCUCUAAGGCCUCCAAAGAGAAGGAACAACAGCUCACCAGGUAUGUCCAUCGACAUAGACAUGGACGACGUACUCUGGAACACCAGCAGGAUCUACCAGCGCCAGGCCUCCUUCACGUAUCCUAAACCCAUCGGACCGCGGAACUGCUUCCACAACCGCUCGCUGCAGGACUUCUCCACCCGGAUCAAGGUGAACAUGGAGAAUGAGCUGGAGAACAGCAAGAGGAGAGAGGUCAUACUGGCAGCAGCACUCAACAGAUCACAGCAAGACAUUUUGUCUGUGUCCACAGACUCUGUGAACAGUCACAAUGCCAAGGAGGAGUGGAGGCAGAUUCUGGACCUGCUGUGGAGUGACCCGAUGAACCGGGACGGCUGCAUACCCAACGAAGUGAGGGGUGGAGGUUGCUACUGGGGCCCGGAUAUCACUGAGAACUUCCUGAACAGACACAAUAUGCAGCUCAUUAUCCGCUCCCAUGAGUGCAAACAGGAGGGCUACGAGUUCUGCCACAACCGGAAGGUCCUCACUCUAUUCUCUGCCUCAAAUUAUUACGAUGUGGGAAGCAACCGGGGGGCCUAUGUGAAGUUGGGUCCAGAUCUUGUGCCUUAUGUGAUUCAAUACCAGGCAAGCAGCAUGACCAGAGAACUCACUGCCGGGCAAAGUGUCGGACGAACUGAACGCUCGGCCCUGAAAGUCCUGCGGGAGCAGCUGUUUGCACACAAGUCCGACAUCCUCUGUGCCUUCAAAAAGUUUGACACCACAAACACAGGUUUAGUGUCCCUGAACGAUUGGUCCUCAGCGGUAGAGAGCGUUAUGCACCUGAAUCUGCCGUGGAGGAUGCUACGCUGUCAGCUGGUCACCUGCAAGACGAGUGAUGGCAUGAUCAACUACUGCGACUGGUUCAAUGAGCUCGCCAUCAAAGGGCCCAACACAGAUCACAUCGACCAGAGCCUGCUGGAGACUUUGUACCGCCAUCGGUCCACUUUAGAGACCAUCUUCAGGAUUGUAGACACAGAAAACUCAGGGUUCAUCAGCAUGGAGGACUUCCGGCAGACCUGGAAGCUCCUGAGCGUGUACCUGAAAAUGGAGAUCACUGAUGAGGACAUCUGCAACCUGGCCGUGACUAUUGACAGCAACCACGAUGGCAGCAUAGACAUCGACGAGUUCAUGGAGGCUUUCCGGCUAACGGACAAGAAGAGCCGGCUGGAACGGGGACGCAGCAUGUUCAUGGGCACAGUGUCAGACCUCACCAAGCUGGAGGCUGACCCCAACUUAUGACCUGGACAUUGAAAACAGACUCCACAGAGGUGAAGCAGCUCACAACUGCCAGCUGCUUUGAUGACGCACACAAAGACGCAGGAUGUCACUGAGCAGCAGCUGUGUGGAUCACAGGGGAUUAGGUUGAGCUCAGAGGUCACUGUGUUUGGUGGUGAAGGUUUAUUUCAGCAUGUGAAGUGGCGUUAUUCAGAGGAAGCAAUAUAAUUUUUUUUUAGUAGGUACAAAAUUAAAUAAUGUAAUAUCUGGACUGUAUUAUUAAAAAAAUAAGUGUUAGACAAUGAUUAUAUGUUUGGAUUAGUCUUGAAUGUCCAACAAAGGAUUGCUGUAUUUUUAUCAAGAACACAUGUUUCUUAACCAAGUAAAAGACUAUACAGGGACGCACACAUUUAUUUACACAUCUGGUGAAUCUUUGUAAAUAGCCUUGAAAUAAAUUCAUAUUUUAUCAUGUUGGAA
Molecule: messenger RNA, 2935 nt
Organism: Girardinichthys multiradiatus
Lineage: Eukaryota; Metazoa; Chordata; Actinopteri; Cyprinodontiformes; Goodeidae
Gene: ppef2a
Product: protein phosphatase with EF-hand domain 2a
Exons: 18
Coding region: 263-2482 (739 amino acids)
Biological process (GO): detection of stimulus involved in sensory perception; negative regulation of MAPK cascade
Cellular component (GO): nucleus; cytosol
Molecular function (GO): calcium ion binding; manganese ion binding; Hsp90 protein binding
Source: RefSeq, a predicted model, not a curated record